GUUGAGUAUUAUUGUAUGAGAAACGAAACAGGAUACAGAAGCAAGAGGCAGACUUUCCUCAACACUCUUUGCUGGCCUCUCUCUCUCUCUUACAUAGUGCUCAAUUUCCCAUUGAUCUCACUCUCCACAAUUCUCUUCUCUUUCUUCUUCAACUCCAUUCACAAACGGUGCCGGGAAAGUCCAUUCCUUUUCUCAAUUCCCCGGCGAAACAAAUGCGACCCACUUUCUAGAACCUCGCCGCGUGCCGGAAAGUUCACUCCUUUCUCACUUUUCCGGCGUACCAUUACCCUCUUUUUUUUCCCGCAGCAAUGUCAAUCUUCGACGGAGCUUUCAUGAACACGCAACUCUCCAAGCACACUUCGAUCUUCGGCCUCCGUCUCUGGGUCGUGAUCGGAAUCCUCAUUGGAGUCUUCAUCGUCUUCACGCUCUUCCUCCUCUCCCUCUGCCUCGUCUCUCGCCGGAACCGCCGCCGCUCCGUCGCCGUCCCCGGCUACAAGGUCACCGGAGACGCCGACGCGGCGAAGGACAUCCACACGAUCGUGCACCUUCCCGGGCCCCACAUGCUCCGGCCGGUGGCGCCGGAGAUCCACGUGGAGAUGGGGAAGAAGACGGAGCACCGGGUGGUGGUGCAGUGCGAUGGGGUUUCGAGCGAGGAGAGUAAGGUGACGGUGGGGAGUGGGUGUGAAACGACGUCGUCUUUUGGAAGUGGGAGUGUUGGUGGGCCUGGGCUUGGGUCUGGGCCUGGGCUUGGGCCUGAGGUUUCACAUCUCGGAUGGGGGAGAUGGUACACUCUGAGGGAGCUUGAGGAUGCCACUGGAGGAUUGAGCCCUGAAAAUGUGGUUGGUGAAGGUGGCUACGGAAUUGUCUAUCAUGGAGUACUCAAUGAUGGUACCAAAAUUGCUGUCAAGAACCUCUUGAAUAACAAGGGACAAGCUGAGAAAGAAUUUAAAAUAGAGGUAGAAGCAAUUGGUCGAGUGCGACACAAAAAUCUUGUUAGGCUGCUUGGAUACUGUGUUGAGGGAGCCUACAGGAUGCUUGUGUAUGAGUAUGUAGACAAUGGCAAUCUAGAGCAAUGGCUGCAUGGGGACGUUGGAGCUGUAAGCCCUUUGACAUGGAACAUACGGAUGAACAUUAUAUUGGGAACUGCAAGAGGAUUGGCCUAUCUUCAUGAGGGUCUUGAACCGAAAGUUGUCCACCGAGAUGUGAAAUCAAGUAACAUACUUAUUGAUCGCCAAUGGAACUCCAAGGUUUCCGAUUUUGGACUUGCUAAGCUUUUGUGUUCUGAGAAUAGUUACGUCACAACUCGAGUGAUGGGGACAUUUGGUUAUGUUGCACCAGAAUAUGCAUGCACUGGAAUGCUGACUGAGAAGAGUGAUAUUUAUAGCUUUGGGAUACUUAUCAUGGAGAUAAUCACCGGAAGAAGUCCUGUUGAUUAUAGUAGACCGCAAGGAGAGGUUAAUUUAAUAGAAUGGUUGAAGACUAUGGUUGGGAAUCGAAAAUCCGAGGAAGUAGUUGAUCCUAAGCUCCCUGAGAUGCCAUUUUCAAAGGCUCUUAAACGUGCUUUGUUGAUUGCUCUUCGGUGUGUUGAUCCUGAUGCAACAAAGAGGCCAAAAAUGGGACAUGUGAUACACAUGCUUGAGGCAGACGACCUGUUAUUCCAUACUGAACAAAGAACUGAGGGAGAGUCUUCCCGUUCCUAUCAAAGUGAGCACAAGGACUCAAAUUUAGAUAAGAGAACAGGUGGAGGUGUCAUUGAUAAAAGUGAAGAUGCUAGUACUAGAUGGAGAUGAUUACAAGCUGAUAAUUUAAUAGAACUACGUGCUUAGUUUUUGGUCUCUAUCAGUUUUCCAAUUCUUGUGUCUAAGUUAAUUUUUAAAAAUGAAAGUAGUUUCUUUUUUGUUUUUUUAUUAUAUAUUAUUCCACUACGUGCUUUUUUGUUCUUUAUUAUAUAGUUUUCCACUGUAGUUUCUUAACUAUCUAUAGUUUCUUUUCUGAUUCGUUAUUAUAAAAUAAAAAUAUUUAUGGCUA
Glycine soja is the source of this 2028-nucleotide messenger RNA. Its product is annotated as probable serine/threonine-protein kinase At1g01540. The transcript is spliced from 7 exons. NCBI's taxonomy places the organism in Eukaryota, Viridiplantae, Streptophyta, Magnoliopsida, Fabales, Fabaceae. The record is from RefSeq and is a predicted model, not a curated record. Gene Ontology annotation, biological process: protein phosphorylation. The coding region runs from base 309 to 1790 and encodes 493 amino acids. Gene Ontology annotation, molecular function: ATP binding; protein kinase activity.